This is a messenger RNA of Pocillopora meandrina, 11070 nucleotides long. Lineage: Eukaryota; Metazoa; Cnidaria; Anthozoa; Scleractinia; Pocilloporidae. The record is from the annotation of a GenBank genome assembly.
AAUGGAUCAGGCGCGCUUUGUCUGGGAGCAUGAUUUAAUGCCAACAGCUUCGGCGAAGAAAACAUCAGAUCGAGUGUUCGUUGCUGAAAUUCGUAAGAAAUGGCUGUAAUUUUGGAGACAUUGAGGCUUCGACAUCUUUUAGCGUUUGCACUUCUCUUGGUGGGAAUUCUGGCGACCUUUUUCGCUGUAGGAGGAAAAAUUGGUGAGUGUUGUUAAAUCAAUUUUGAUUUACCGUCAUAAUAUGCGAAUUAUGUAGCGAAGCCUUGUCAAAUCCAAGAGAGAAUUCUGCACUCAGUCAGAAUUUUGUGAUUCAAGACGCUUCUAUCAGUAGUUAGAAAUCGAGAUUGCGUAUACAAAAGAGCAAUUAAGAGGAACAGUGGAACACAUGUCAAAUAAUAUAUCGAAUUGAACAUUCGAGAGUUAUUACUGAGAGCGAUUCCAUCACAAGUGGUGAUUCAUCAAAUAUAGACUUGAUGCGUGUACACAAACUUACAGUUGAUAUUUAGUCUAAUAUCGUGGCAAGGACACUGAACAAGAGAUUCAAAGAAGCGAAGCGAAGCGAACCUGAACUUUACUGAGGCUCGGAAAGUGAUCCUGAAACAUUUCUGAAGUGGAUUUAUCUGCGAAUUACAUUUAUGCAUGUAAUCGAGCUAUGCUUAAAAGUUGUCUUUUAAAAUGACCCAAUUUGAAAUAUUGUUGUCAUUCAAACAUAUUCAUCGUCAGUUCUUGCGUUCACUUUCCCAUGGAAAGUCAUGAAGUUUUCCAUAAGUCAAAGUUGGCGGUUACCACCUGGGUAUUUUAAGAACAGUAAACAACAAAAUGAAAGAUCAAGUUUAUUGCAAAGCAUUUUGUUUUUAGCUAAUUUAAUUAUUGUUUUGAUAACAAUUUAGAUAUUUAAUUGUUUUGUUUUGGUUGUAGCGCAGUAACUUUUGGCUGCAUUGGCUCUUUAUGAUACACACUAUAACUUGAUGAGCAUUUGAUGAAAAAAAAAAUUAUUAAUUUUGUGGUGACUUCAAUUAUUUAUUAUUUUUAGUAACGAUGUGUGAUAACGGAAAAUGAAAAUUAGGAUAGCUAUUGCAUUAGAGCUGUGGCGGAUAUGUGUUAUUUAUUGUAUAUAGUUGUUCAUGCAUACUAUAUUAGAAUUGUCUGAGUGGUUGUUGAAUAAUCCAAUUCUAUUCAAUAGCACUUGCAAAAUCAUUCUUAUGAGAGAAAAGAUGCCUUAAUUGAUUUGAAGAUGCAUGUAGACAACAUUUUAUUGUAACUGUAAAUACACACAGCAGACUUGAGUGGAAGUUCUAUACAGUCUUACAACUCUGCGGUUUAAGUGCCGUGUAAUUUAUGAUAAAUUUGUACAUGGGCAGCUAUUUAACUGUGACAUUAACAGUGUACACAUACUUUGUCAUUUAGAUGGUGGCUGUCAAUGAUGAUGAUAAUUAAUUUAUCUGUCAGGGCAAGUUUUGAAAAAUUAAUGUUAAGAGCAGAAAUUAUUAAUCAGAAAAUCAGACCUCCAGACCAGUUGAACUUUAUUACCGUAGUAAUGAAUGUUGAUACCCAAGAUGUAAGGAUUGAUUUCCUCUUUCGGAUAACUGUACAUUUCUAUCGCAGUCAUAAAUCAUGUUUUGACCUUUCUGAUAAAAUAUAAGGAAAGAAAUGAUCCUUUUAGUUGAUGCUGUAUUUUAAGAAAUUGCAUACAGAAAAGAAAACCAAAAAAAUUCAGGCUUUGACCUGAUUCAAAACUGUUCCUCUCAGAUACUAGUUUGAUGCUACUUUCAACUGAGCCGUAAAGCCAACUGUUGACUGGAGUGAGGCAAAGAUUAAGUGGGCUCUUCAUUCUGCAAAUUUUUGUGUUGCCAAAAUUCUUAUCUGAAUUUGGUUGUAUUCUGUAUUAUAAAAUAUAUGUAGCUUGAUAUAAUGGUAUACUCUGCGAUAGUUGAAUCAGGCUCACAAAUUUAUACGUUAAAAUUCCAUUAUUUAUUUCAUGAACAUUAAGUGUGUGCUUAUUCAACAUGCUUGAUAUACCUGUACUUAACCCUUUACCCUUCUACUUCCAAGAUCUUGUUAGUAAUUCUCCUUACUGUGUGCCAUACAAUUUUUAUUAUUUGAGCUUGGAGAAUUUGGUAUCAGAUCAACUAAUUAUCUUCUAAUUGAUGUUUUCCUUCAUUCUCAUCACUUGUCUGCUUGAUAUUGUAUUGAUAUUGUUAUGAGAAAAUCUGUUUUGGUCACUAAUAAGGGUUGAAAGUUUAAGAUAUAGUAUUUCCUAGUUUUAUCCCACUUAACAAAAAUUGCAUGAAAGUGGUUCAAAUACUGUAAAUAUGUCAUAAAUGACAAGGAAAAAUCUCUUUUGCUGUUAAAAUAUUUAUUUCAUAUUUUCUGGUUCUCAUACAAUUUUUGCUGCUUUGAAUGGAGGACUCACAUCUACGUUGUAGUACUGCAAAUAAAUCUGAAAAAACUACUCCACUAACAUUCUGAUCCCUACUGUUUUUUACAUGUUUUCUAUGGUACUUACAAGGUAAAUUUGUUUAGCAAUCAAGAUUUUUUUGAGUUCAUGAUUAUUUUAUUCAUUCUCAUGAUCUAAAUGUUUGAAUCAAGGGAUCACUCUUGGGAUGGAAAAGGUCAAGGGUUAUAAAAAUAAGCUACUAUAAUGAAUUGUUAUUAGCAAUUGAUUUGAAUUUUUUUUAUUUACCUCUUUACAGCUCCGGCACCCACGAGUGCUGUUUCUCAUAUAGCAACUAUCUGUAUUGGAAAAAUUGGAAAUUUUGAUACAUUUUAUGAUCCAAGACAUUGUGACAGGCUCAAUAACAUUAAAGAAGCUGAGACAGAUCCACGAGGCAUCACACCGGACCAGAUUGUGUUUGCCAUUAGAUUUCCCUUCCCUGGUCAAUCAAUGUCUCGCUGGUUCCAGUUUGUAGCAACAUCAAUCAGAUUGGAUAUUGAAUAUAGGCCAGAAUUUAAAUAUGAUGAUCGUCAAGGUACGUUAAAGGGACACCUUUGUGUAAGGUUGUUUUAAGAUUUGUUUUCUCAAGAGUGGUGUUUUUACAGCUGUUCCUUAAAAGGAACAAAGUAUUUGUUUAUGGUGACAUUUCAUGGACUAUGGACUAAUUAUCAUAAUUAAUAAUUAAGAUUUAGUGUUCUUCCGAAGAAAUGUGGUAGGAAUGGAAUUGAAUUGUGACAAAUUUUUAUGGAGCCUUCAAGGAUAUACACCACUUUUUUGAAAUGUGAUUUUGUUAUAUUUGGCUGCUCUGCGAUGACUAAUAUGUACCAAUCACCUCUGAGCUAGCCAAUCAGCAUGUUUAAAAUGCAUGAUAUUUACCUGUGUGGUAUAUAAUAAUUUUGUUCAUGUGUAAUUUUGUUACUUUGGCUGCUCAGAGGAGAUUAUUGCCUGUCAAUCAGUUCCGAACUAGCUCCAAUCAGAGUGGGCAAAGACAACUUUUCACCCAUGUUUCUGCAUCUGAAUGCAAAAUAGAGCUCUGGGCUUAGAUAUUAAUAGGAGAAACUUGGUUGAAGAAAACUGUAAAGUUCUCUUUUUUUGUGAAUCUUUUUAGGAAAAGCACCAACAUUAACUUUUGAGGCCCAUCUAGGAUAUCUGUCUAACAGCUCUGGUGAAGGUCGAUGGGAACUCCUGGCAGAGGCAACAGAAAACAGGUCUCUUGUCUGCAACUUCACAAGAUCAAAGGUAAAGUUUUUGCUUUUGAUGUAUUGACCCCUUUGAGUGAUUAGCAUUUACUUUCUCCUGACAAUUUCGCCCCUGAAUUACACAUGAAGGUUACAACAAUAGAACUGAUCAACAAUUAAAAAGCUUUUGAUUAUAAACCUUAGCACCUUUGGAAAUGUAUAGAGAUCCAGUAUGAAGAAUGUGCAUACCAAUGUUAUGGUGUAAUGGGUGAAUAGUGACUAGUUAGUGCAAACAAAAAUUCUAAUCUCUACAUGAUUCUGAUGUGUGCACGCUUAUGAACUGAUUCUUUUUCAGUAUUCUACCUCGACCUACCAAUUCCUCCUUCAAAUACACAUGACUAGUAUUCUUGUAACUUUGAUCUUUGGAGAAGCAGGGAAGGCACAAUGGCAAGAGUGCUCACCUGCCCACCAAUGUGGUCUGGGUUCAUUUCCUUGGCCUGGCAUCAAAUGUGGGUUGAGUCUGUUUUUGGUUCUGUCCUUGCUACAAGGGUUUUCUCCUAGUCCUUCCAUUUCUUCCUUCCUACAAUUCAAACUGGAAACAGUGGCACAGAUUAGAGCUAAAUGUAUCUCAAAGGAUCUCCACUGCUAUAUGUAAAUUCCAUUUUGAUGUAAGUUUCCUGUGGACAUAAGCCAAAGCAUAAAUUAAUAACAAUUUUUUUUUUAAAUUGUUUUGUUUAUCUGCAGACUGGAGGUGAUGAUGGGUAUUAUGAUUGUGAAGAAAUCCCAUUCUUUGAGAUAGGAUCUGUCCACUAUGAUGAAUACUUAGUAAACAUAAAACUGCCAUAUGCUCGUCACUCAAAUGAGAGGAUUGGACUUGUCUCCGAGAUCAACUUUGUGGUGAGUAAAAGGAGUUUCAUCCUUUGACUUCUCUGAGUGACUGGCAUCUAAUUUCUCCUUACAAUAUCACCCCUGAAUCAAUCAUUAAGGUCAUGAGAGUAAAGGAAAUGAUCACCAACUCAAGAAGCUCUUGAUUGUGAAACAAAUUCUCCUUGCCAGCACCUUCAGGAAUGAAUGGAGAGCAGUGCAAAGAAUGUGCAUAUUGAUGUUAGAUUGUGAGAGGUUGAGUUGAAUUCAAUUCUUAAGGGUUGGAGAAUUGAUACUUUGCAGAAUCCCUUAUUUUGCAUAUUUUUUUGCUCUUUUCAUCACUUGGCUGUGUGAUAUUAUUUUGAUAAUGUCAGAAUACAUUUUUUUUUGUUCACUCCUCACAGAGAGUGAAACGGUUAUAGGCAUUAUCAUGUACUUGUAAUAUUUUACACACAGUUGUAUCUACACACAGUUGUAUCUACACACAGUUGUAUCUACACACAGUUGUAUCUCAAUAUUACAUAUAAUAUUUCAAGUAAUAUACACACAAUUGUAUCUAGAUCAAUUUUCGUCCGAGAUGCUCAUGUGUGCAUUUACAGUACAAGUAUAUAAGGUGACUGUGUUAUUUUAAAUUGGUAGGAAAUUCACCAAAAUGGAGGAUUUACUAAAGUCUGGUUCACAGUGAAGACUGUUGUGGGACCAAUUACAAUUCUUAUCCUCCUCUGGUUUGCAAAGCGACUGAAGCAAUUGAGAAGAGACCCAGUUCUUCUUGAAAAGUAAGAAGUUAAUUUUCCUUCAUAUGUUACAACAAAACCCGUGGACUUGUGAAGACUUUUAUGAUUGUGUUCUGGGAAGAAGUUGUUAGGUUUUGAGAAAACUGAACUGCAAACAGCAACAGGAAACCAAAAUCCAAAAAAGAUUCAGGGAUUACAUAUUCCUUGUGCCUGGUUGUUCCAAUCGCACUUAACAUUUUCCAUCAAGUGAAUUUUUACCCAGUCAUUCAUAAAGUACAAUUCGGUUUUGUGUAAACCUAUAGUCAUUGUUCUGUUUCAAACGACCAAGUUCUGAUUUUCACAGAAUCAGUUACUUUUCAUCAACAAUUAUCAUACUACAACUUUCACUUAUUGUUACCUUCUUGUUUAUUUUACAGGGCACUGUUUUGUUUAGGAGCUGUGACAGCAUUCAUGAACUGUAAGUUUUAUCUAUGAAGCAAUGUUGUUCAGCUCUGUUCAGACAGCACCUCUUACAAUAACUGCAUGGUGCUCAUCAUAGUCAUAUUAAUUGAAGAUUUUCAGUGGAGAGAUAAGGGUAAAUAUUCCAGUCCAUUGACCAAUUACAAGUUCUUAAAGGCACCAGGGGAGGGGAUAGAAAAGCUUAUCAAGUAACCCACCCUCCCCCCUCCCACCCAACAUUUGGUCAUUUCUCCUUGACAGAUUGCCAUUACUCCCUAAUACUUCACUGUGUAAAUCUGUAUUCUAGCUCGGUAACUUACUCAGCAGUUUAUCAUUACCAAUUGUGAGAGACGCGAUGGCUGGUAGGUUAGUACGCUAGACUCCGGGGCGAGAGGUCUGGGUUUGAAACAUGGACGGAUCGCUGUGUUGUGUUCGGCGAAUUGUCAGGGAAGCCUGAGGAGUACCUUUGCGAUGAACUGGCUUCCCAUUUAGGGGUGGGGGAAGCAGUGCUUCAUGCUCAGGAUACCGGGACAAGCUGCGCUUGAUUGGCUAGUUGGCUUUAGUACGGGCUUUUAUUCACAAUAAUGUAAAAUUUCCAUCAUUUCAGUUCCUUUUGAGUGGUUUACUCUGUGGUUAAACAUGCCCUUCAUGUUAUUGUUCAGCGACAUUCGUCAGGGUUUGUUCUACGGAAUGCUGAUGAGCUUUUGGAUCAUUUUCACUGGCGAGCAUUUAGUGGUAAGGAACCAUGACCUGUUGUGCUGUAGGCAGUCUCAGUCCUUACACAGAAAAUCAGAGAGGCAGUCGAUCGAUCGAUAAUCGAUUGAUAUACAGUCGUUAGACGAACGGUAGUUGGUCGAUGGUCGACAGAUGUUCGGCUGGUGGUCUUCCUACUGUAUGCUAGACUUAUGGUCGGCCGAUGUCUUGAGGGCAGUCCGAAAUCUCGACUGAGACAUCGGCUGAUUAUUGAUCAAAUCGCGGUUGACCAUUGGGCGAUUAUCAGAAGGUUAUUUGUUGACAACUUAUCGAAAAUCGACCAAACAUCUUCUGACACAGCAAUCGAUUAUCAGACGAGGCCUCCAAUACAUAACAACAGUUGGGUCAAAACUGACCCAUCACAAAUGACAGUCACUACUUAAGUCACAACCAAUAGCAUCAGGCAAAACGUAACAACAAGUUUUCUCGACGCAGACUACCAGCACUCGACUGACAAACAACCUUCACUUGACUCUGAUGACAGUCACUGCUGCAUGUACCUACACAUCCUUUAUAGCUCCUCUCGCCUAGAUGAUCAGAUUGCACUGUUAACCCUGUGACUCCUAACAGUGACUAACAUGUAAUUUCUCCUUACAAUAUCGCCCUUGAAUCACACAUGUAGGUCACGAAAAUAAAGGAAAUGAUCACCAGCGGAUGAAGCGCUUGAUUAGUGAGGAAACUCUCCUUGUCAGCGCCUUAGGAAAUGUAAAGAGAGCAGUAGGCAGAAUAUGUAUACUGAUGUUAGGGUGUUAAGGGUUAAGUAUUAGGACUGCAGUUACUGUUUCACUGUCUCGUCACCGGUUCCCCUUCCUUUCUGAUGUAAACACGUGAUUACCCUUGUUGUCUGUUGUUACAGGACCAGCCAGAGAGAAACAGACUAAAGACUUACUGGCGACAAAUUGGUGCAAUUGGAUUCGGUUGUGUGUCAUUACUCGUGUUUGAUUUGUGUGAGAGGUAUGAUUAUCUGGUUUAAUUAUAUUUUUAAACUCGAGUUUUGCUCUUUCUUUUCAUUUACGUCGGCCCAAAGUGGUGAUCACCUCAGUGUACGUAAAAAUUUAUCGUUAACCCUUUAACUCCCAGAUUAAAUUUGAGAUUCUUCUUACUGUCAACUAUUCAAUUCUUAUAAUGUUAGCUCAGAGAAUUUAGUAUUGGGUCAACUGAUUAUCCUCAAAUUGAUAUUUUUAUCACUUCAUCACUUGUCUGGUUGAUAUUGUAUAUAUAUUGUAAGGAGAAAUUCUGUCUUGGUCACCCGUGGGAGUUAAAGGGUUAAAUGCAUAAAACUGUAAAGGUAUUUUAAAUCAAGGACGGGACAUUUCAAUCAUAUCCGAAGACCCCCGAAGAUUUUGCAAGACGUUUAAAAACAAACUCGUCCCAGUACUCUCUCCUCUAAAUCAGAGAUUCUGGAAAGUGCUACUACAUUUUCAGAGGUAUCACAUACGGGUCUCAUAUUUUUUCUCACCUUUAUGCCUUAUUUUUGUUGUAUUUUAGAGGAUAUCAGCUGCAUAAUCCAUUUUACACGAUUUGGGCAACCAAACUGGGACGAAACAUGGCUGUAUCCUUCUAUGAAACAUGAAAAUUGUCUUAUUCCUUGUGUAUGUUUUUGUGCCAAAAAAAAAGCAACAGUAUAAUUCUCUCCCUUAAGUCGCAUUUUUUUUUUUUGUUUUUUUUGGUUCUAGUAGAUUUUAAAGCGUUUUUCUGUUUUGGUGAAAUUUCAACACUUUAAAGAUUUCCUAAAACAUGCUUGCCAAAUAGUUUUUUAGAUAGUCAUAGGCCUUUUUUUUAUCUAUGAGUUUCAGUGUUUUUAAAAUUUUCUAUCAUGUACCGGUUUUGCUUAACUCUAUUCAGUACGCCUUUAUUAUUUUUGCGGCUGUUUGUGCCUGCAUUUACUUCUUGUUCCUCUGUUAUAUGGUGUUCAAAGUUUUCUGGAACAUUCGAGGGAAAAGAGCUGCUAUUCCGACAUUGUCACGCGCUAGGCAGCUGCAGUAUCAGGUAUGACAAGACAAACGACAGUCUCCGAGAGUUGAGGACCGUCUACGAGAAUUAACGACAGUUUUCGGGAAUUGACGGGAGUUGUAGGCCAUUGAGGAGAGUUAACGAUAGUUGAGGAGAGUUAACGAUAGUUGAGGAGAGUUAACGAUAGUUGACGAAAGUUAACAACAGUCGAUGGGAGCGGUCGGCAAAGUUCACGACAAUUGAGGAGAGUCGUUUAGAGUUAACGAGAGUGGUCGGCAAAUGUCGACAAUUGAGGAAAGUCGUCGACAGUAGACAACAGUUGUCGAUGGUAGACAACAGAUAACGAACAUUUUUGACGAUGGAUGAAAGUUGAAGGAAGUUGUCGACAGUUGUCAAUAGCCGUGGAUAGUUGUCGAGAGUUGAGGUCCAAGUAUAAGCAAUCACCUACAGAAGCUACCCCCAUUCGUUGAUUCUGUAAUUUUUUACCAGUGUCAUUCUGCGAGUAAGAAGCUCUGUAGAUUGUACUGAAUGUUGUGCUUUAUUUGUAGGGGUUGAUCUACCGUUUUGAGUUCCUGAUGGUUGUGACUGUCCUGUGCGCUGGUUUCACUGUGGUUUUCUUCAUAAUUAGCAACGUAAACGAGGCUCAGUGGAAAUUUGGAGAAGAGGAGUCCACUGUUGAACUUUCAAGUAAGUGCCAAAUUUACUUGAAGGGAAACAUGUUGAAGCUGAGUAUUUGAGCUUAAGGCAAAGAGAAAUCUGAGUUUUCCGUGAUGCUAUUAAUCAAGUGUCAAGCAAUCCAAUCACUUAGUAGGCAUUACAAAAUUUGUUUGUGACAAUUUCGUAAAAUUCAUUGGGAAUCUUUUCCUUGUCCCACCCUUGGAAAUGUUCACACAUUUUCUAAGUAAGAAAACAACAGAAAAUCAGGGAUCCGUGCAGUUCCUCCUACUUGUUGUUGACUGGUUGCGCCCAGCCAGGCUGGAAAUAUAUUCUUGUUUGGCAAUCAGUCUCAGUGAUUUAAUAACUGAGCGAUUUGAAUUUUGUAAAUCCGAAGCCUUUGUUUCCCUCGGUUUGUUUUCGUUUGUUGUCGCGUCCGUCGGUCUAAGAGUAAUUCGUCUGUUCCUUUCUUCUUUCGUGGGUGGCGCGGUCGCUCAUUCUCGUUCGUUGUUUGGUCCCUUCAUCAAGCGAUAUCGGUAGCUCUUCCGUUCCUUUGUUCGCGGCUUGGUCGGUCGGUCGGUCGUUCGUUCGUUCGUUCGUUCGUUCGUGCCUUUGUUCCGUCGUUCUUUCAUGCGUUCGUACUCGUUGAUCUGUUCAUUCUUGAAGUACCCUUGUUAAACAUUUUUCUUCUCUCACAGGUGCGCUGUUCACUGGAAUUUAUGGGAUGUGGAAUACGUACGUAUUUGCAGUAGUCUUCCUGUAUGCACCAUCACAUGGAACCCUGGCCACAGGUAAAUAACCUUAUCACAGAUUUAUAUCGUACACAUUUUUAAAUCUUUAUUAUUUUAAGGCCUAUUUACACGGUACGACUUUGUCGCAUGCGACAAGCUUACGACAGGCCUACGACAUGACUUAGGACAAUUUACACGCGCACGACAUUUUCACCUACGACAUGCCAAAUCGCGUGCAAUUCCACUCGUUUCGGCCGCGGUCAUUGUUUCAAUAAUUUGCAAGAGAAGGAAAAGAACCUCUUCCUCGCUCCACAGUGAUAUCAUAUUCUCUGUUUCCUCAUCUGAGAAUGUAUUUCUCGCUUUGGAAGCAGUCUUAGACUUUCCGGAGGCGACUUCCUCCGCCAUUUUGACGCAAGAAAAUUUCACCUUCCUCCCCUACUCAGUAGAAAUUUGUCACAAAUACGUCAUUUUCUAUCAAUUUCGGCUACGAUUGUCGCAGCGUUUUAAAACAUGUUUUAAAAUCCUACGACAUUUUUCGUGACGUGCACGACAGUCGUAAGCGAGUGGUAGGUUUGAUUUACACGAUACAAUUCGUGUCGUAGGCCUGUCGUAAGCUUGUCGCAUGCGACAAAGUCGUACUGUGUAAAUAGGCCUUUAGUUAUCUAAUAAUUUCUUCCAUCGGUAACCUUCGUAUCGUAAGUGGUAAUUUAGUCCGUUAUUUGGUACGGGGAUUAUUCGUUUUCGGGUUGUCUCGUUUCUAAGGUUAGGGUUUUCGGGACAAGCGACUCGAAUCACUUUUCUUCAGAAACAGCUCGGAAAUUUUCCGAGACUACUUUCCCUUGCUAACUUGAACUUAGUCUUCCUCUGGCGACCGCCUCGGGUCUCGAAAACUGCUCGGGAACUUUUUAGAAACGGUAUCGCAGACUAGCUUAGUCCCUACCAUCCUAUGCCACCCCUUUUGGACAAUGUUUUGGAUCAAGUUGCCUUCGGAACACAUAGGGCAACUGUUUAAAAAUGGUAAGCUGUGGUUGCUUUGUGGUUGCUUUUGUUCCAGUCCUUCUGAGCUAUCGCGAAUUUCGUAAAGAUAUGUAAUUAGGAAUUAUCUCUGUUGCAGAUAAUGCAGAAGAUGAACAGGAGAGGUUAGAGUUAAGAAGUCGCACCGAGGUUCGAUUGACGGAAGGCGAGACAGCAGAAGAAUCUGUUAUCUACAAAUUCACUGGCAAAACUGCUCAAGAAUAACUGAACUGAAGUAAAAUGAAACGACAGAAACCUAAGCUUUUUCCGUCUUCCUGCAAGGACUCUAGCAUGGCUGCGCGACCAUUAACACGAAU